Messenger RNA from Debaryomyces hansenii CBS767, 771 nucleotides. RefSeq lists its product as uncharacterized. The record is from RefSeq and is a predicted model, not a curated record. Gene Ontology annotation, cellular component: U2-type spliceosomal complex. Lineage: Eukaryota; Fungi; Ascomycota; Pichiomycetes; Serinales; Debaryomycetaceae. Gene Ontology annotation, molecular function: RNA binding. The transcript has a single exon. Gene Ontology annotation, biological process: mRNA splicing, via spliceosome. The coding region runs from base 1 to 771 and encodes 256 amino acids.
AUGUUUGUUGAUGAAAAAAUUAGACAGAUAAAACGCGCUGAAAAAAAUGUCAGUGCCGUCUCCAGCUUAGUUAAUGAUCCUUUGUUCUAUGAAUAUAUAGGGGAAAUUAGGAGCAAAUUGAACAUGAGUGACAGGGAAUCAACUAGUGGUACUAGUGGGUCAGAUUCAGAGUCUUACGAGUCGUCUUCUAGCGAAGAGGUGGUCUUGAAGCCGGUAUUUGUUUCAAAAAAUCAGAGAAAAUCACAUGUAAACCAGCAAAAUAGCAAGUCGACCGACACGAAUAGGAGUACUCAAACAGAGGUUGCUGUCGCCAAAGAGAUAGGGGAAAUAGAUAGGAAAAAAGAAAUAGCAUUGAACAAGGCAAGCCAUGAGGUAAAGGUAGAGAAGACUGACGGCGAUGAGUUCGAUGGCAUAGAUGAUGCCGACGACAUAUAUCCCGAAAAGGAGUACAACGAGUGGAGAAUACGAGAGAAAGACAGAUAUAAACGAGAUAGGGAACGUAUAAUGCAAGAAGAACAGAUAAAGGACGAAAUAGUGAGGCGUGGUAACUUGACGGAAGAAGAAUUGAUAUCUAAUUUCAAGAAAAGACGUCAGGAAGAAGAUUCAGCGAGUUCUUCGAAGCCGAAGAAUUACCAUAAGGGUGCGUUUUUCAAUGAUAGCGAAGACAUCGACAAGUUAUUGAAGAGAACAUACGAACAAGUUGGAGAUGAUGAUGAUGAUGAUGAUAAUGCUAAAGAUCAUUCAAGACCUACGAAGUUGAAAUUUAACUAG